Asparagus officinalis (garden asparagus) is the source of this 2991-nucleotide messenger RNA. RefSeq lists its product as uncharacterized. The transcript has 10 exons. Gene Ontology annotation, molecular function: ATP binding; protein kinase activity. Gene Ontology annotation, biological process: signal transduction; protein phosphorylation. The annotation marks the transcript as partial. Lineage: Eukaryota; Viridiplantae; Streptophyta; Magnoliopsida; Asparagales; Asparagaceae. The record is from RefSeq and is a predicted model, not a curated record. Gene Ontology annotation, cellular component: cytoplasm.
CGCCUUCGGAUUUUCCUUUUCUCGCAUCACAAUCCUGAUCCUGAUGCUGCUGCUGCUGUUCACUUUGAUGUUGACGAAAGAGAGACCGAGAGGAGGUAUGUUGAUGCUCUCAAUAGUUUAGCUGAUAACGAGAUUCAAGAUCAAUUCUUUGGGCCUGGGCUUCAUCAGCUUAAUAUUCCUCAUUCCCAUUCUCGUUAUGGAGAGGAUGGACCUUGGAGCCCUGCGUAUUUCUCGCCCUCGCCGGGCCGAGAUCUGCGAGAAUUCCCCAAUUCGCCCUCAUCGGCGAGGUACAAUGAUCCCGCUGCAGCGUCGCAAUUCGAUCAGCAGUCUCCUCCUUUGGUGGACAACACGAUGUGGUUGCCUCCGGGGGCAAUUGUUCAAGAGAAGGCUGGGUUUCCUGGAAAUCUUGGUCAUGCACACAAUAUGUUCGAUGGAGGCAACAGCACUUGCGAGCAUUGUAGAAUUGGUUAUCAAAGGAGCCAGGUUCAUGUUUCAGACCCUAGGUACCUUGAUCCUAGGUGGAAUCAGCCAGCUGGAGGAAAUGAGUACAUGGGUCAGAUCUCGGGGUCAUGUGCUGACUGUUAUAGGAACAGGGAACAACCCUUUUACAAUGAAGCUCAUGGUCAUGAUCGUGGGUGGCAUCUCCAUCCUCAUCAGGGAAGUCAUCGAGUCGAGGAUCCUAGAAUGCAUCAGGGAGGUAGAAUGGGUGAUCACUAUGUUGUUGAUGGGAAUAUGAUGAACGUUCCUUUUGCGCAUGGGAAUUUCUAUGAUGGGCGUGAUGAUGGCCGUUACCAUAGGCCAACCCCAACCCCGGUUAAUGAGUUUGGGGGUGAAGUGUUUCCUGGGCAGCAAGCAGUUGGGCAUGGAAGUCAUCACCCUUCACAAUUUGGAGCUGAGAAUCCACAUCAAAUGCCGACUAAUUUGCCCCCAAUUCAAAAUCUUAGGAGGCGGGCUCAGGGCCCAGUGUGGUCUGGAGCACCGUAUGAUCCACCGGGGCCGUUGGUCGCAAAUGGUUUUGUGAGGAGUGCGCAUGAUGGGAGCCCGAGGGUUCCUCAUAUUGGAGUGGAUGAUCAAGUCCAGGGCACAUGGAAUGGACAGAAUGGAAGUUUACCUCAGAAAUAUUAUGGUGUUGAUGACCAUGGUGCUAGAAUGAAUCCAAACCUUGUGAAUCAGGAGCGGAUUAUAGUUGCUUCAGAGGUAAGCCUUGGAACGAGACUUGAGGAGGUGAAACAAGAUGAUAUGAAAGUGGUGAAACCUACUGAAGUGGCCAAAGUUGUUGAUGCUAAUGCUAAUGUUGACAAUGAACGAUGGGUCACCUCACCUGAAUGUUUGACUUACUUGCCCAAGCUGAUUGCUUCAGUUAAGAAUGUAGCACUGGAAGGUGCUGAGGAGGUCAAAGCUAAGGCUGAGGCAAAUCCCGAAGACAAAAAGGAACCAUCUCCAAACGAAUUGGGAGCUGGGGUGAGCAAGAAUGGCCAAGCUGAAUUGGAGGCUGAAACGGAUGGAGACAUUGAGAAGAAAGAUAUUUCUAAGAUUGAGCCUACGACAGCUGAGGCUGAAGCUUUAGCUCAAGGAUUGCAGACAAUAAAAAAUGAUGACUUGGAAGAGAUAAGAGAACUGGGGUCGGGUACGUAUGGAUCUGUCUACCAUGGCAAAUGGAAAGGUUCUGAUGUUGCCAUAAAAAGGAUUAAAGCUAGCUGCUUCAAUGGAAAGCCGUCUGAAAGAGAACGUUUGAUUGCAGAUUUCUGGAAAGAAGCUUUGACAUUAAGUUCAUUACAUCAUCCAAAUGUUGUAUCUUUUUAUGGUGUAGUCCGUGAUGGUCCUGAUGGCAGUUUAGCAACUGUCACAGAAUUCAUGGUCAAUGGGUCUCUGAAGCAAUUUUUGCAGAAAAAAGAUAGCAGAACGAUUGAUCGUCGCAAAAGGCUAAUAAUAGCAAUGGAUGCUGCAUUUGGAAUGGAGUACCUGCACGGAAAGAAUAUUGUCCAUUUUGAUCUUAAGUGUGAGAAUUUGUUGGUAAAUAUGAGAGAUCCUCAACGGCCUAUUUGCAAGAUAGGAGAUCUGGGGUUAUCAAAGGUAAAACAACGUACCUUGGUAUCAGGAGGAGUUCGUGGAACUCUACCGUGGAUGGCACCUGAGCUUCUAAGUGGAAAGAAUAUUAUGGUAACUGAGAAGGUUGAUGUUUACUCAUUUGGAAUAGUAAUGUGGGAACUGCUUACUGGGGAGGAGCCUUAUGGAGAUAUGCACUGUGGUUCUAUAAUUGGGGGGAUAAUGAGCAAUUCAUUGCGUCCUCAAAUUCCAACUUGGUGUGAUCCUGAGUGGAAAUCUUUGAUGGAAAGUUGUUGGUCCUCUGAUCCAGGGCAAAGGCCGUCGUUCGCUGAAAUCUCUCAGAAGUUAAGGAAAAUGGCUGCGGCAAUUAAUGUGAAGUGAAGGGUUGAUCCAAUUAGAGAAAUAUUUUUCUGUCCUUCUCUCACAAUGUAUAUCCUCUUUGCUGUUGAGGGAAAACAAAUCAAUGAAUCAUAAAUACUGCAUGCAUAACUAUUUUAUACAACAGUAUGCCUUUGCAGUUAGGUGUCUUUUCUGGGCAUCUGGAAACCUUUAAUUGUGCUUCAUACAUGAUUUUUUCCCCUUCAUGUUUUGCAAGUACACGCCCAUGUCAUAUUGUACAGUGGAAUAGAUUUGUUACGAAAGGACGAGAAAAGAGUGUUCUAAAUGAUCUUAUGAUGUAGAUCUGAGGACCUUGGCAAUAAGUUUGAGAGCGUGGUGGUAUAUUACAUCCUUUGUCUUUAGGCGGGGAACUGGUAUGCAGUGUAAAUAAAAUUUCUUCGUUUUGUGAUUCCCCACCCAUAAGGAGAAGUAAUAUGCCAUGACAGGCUAUCGUUAAAUCUCAAUAGAAGUUUUUCUAUUGUUUACCGCACCUUUGUAUUCAUAAAGAACAAAAAAUAAGUGAUCCUGGACUGCUGAAGCUCGGCUCGAUAUAUUGGUUUCUUUCUA